UCGAGAAGAUUGUGGACCCUUCCUUUCAAAAUUUGAAAAAUUCAGAAGGGAAAACGCCUCGAGCUUUAUUUACUGAACACCACAAGGAAUUGGCUGUAAAGGGAGAAAAAUGGAUGAAGGAAACAGCAACACCAUGCAUGAUUGUGGCCACAAUCAUAGCCUCAGUGGUGUUUGGGGCAGCUUUUACUGUACCAGGUGGAAUUAAUGGUGAUUCAGGGAUACCCAUCUUUUUACAGUCCAACUAUUUCAUGGCUUUCGUGGUAUCAGAUGCGAUGGCGCUUUUCUUCUCAACUACUUCAAUAGUUAUGUUCCUAUCCAUCCUAACUUCAAGCUACAACGAAGAAGAUUUUCUAAUUGCUUUGCCUAGAACGUUGAUAAUUGGUCUUGGAGCUCUCUUCAUCUCUGUUGCAGCUAUGGUAACAGCAUUCAGUGCAGGCCUUUACAUUGUACUUGGUCAUCGAGUUAAAUGGGUCAUCUUUCCAAUCACUCUACUUGCCUGUCUUCCAUUGUCUUCAUUCGCAUUAUUACAGUUUCCUCUCUUUGUGAAAAUUAUACAUUCCACAUAUGGGUCUCCCAUAUUCGAACAGAAUGGUGAACCCAAGGUUUAAUUGCUAGUCCUAACCUCAUAUAUAUGGAUUAUAUUUUCCCUAUUGUA
Nelumbo nucifera (sacred lotus) is the source of this 655-nucleotide messenger RNA. The record is from RefSeq and is a predicted model, not a curated record. Lineage: Eukaryota; Viridiplantae; Streptophyta; Magnoliopsida; Proteales; Nelumbonaceae.